Molecule: messenger RNA, 1011 nt
Organism: Didymodactylos carnosus
Lineage: Eukaryota; Metazoa; Rotifera; Eurotatoria; Philodinida; Philodinidae
Source: the annotation of a GenBank genome assembly
AUGUAUUAUUCAUUCAUCUACUUCCUCUUCAAGACCUUGCCACGUCGUAUUUUUCGUGCAAUAAAGUUUUUGAUUAAUUUAAAAACGUUAACGUUAGCCAAUAAAACAAAACAAUUUAUCAAGCAACAACAAACCAUUAACGAAUCAAAUCCUAUUAAUAACAAUCAGUUAGUGAAGUGUAUAGGCUCGAGCGAGCGUACAACUACCAGUGGAUUAAUUCUGCCUACAAUUCAAAAUAUUCACACAUCUGAGCCCAUACUUGCAGUAUCAAAUGAUUAUGUAUUGAUCAACGAACGUACCAGAAAACGUAAUCAAAUUAUUGUAUAUGAUGAAUAUUUAAAUUAUAGAUCAUUGAAAUUUCCAAGAAAAAUUACAAUCAUAGAAACUGUUCAUUUUAGUGAAAAUAAGUUUUUGUUACUUACUGAGACACAAUUAUUUAUAAUAGAUGCUAAGAUUAUGAGUUCGAUCGAAGUUAUUGAAGAAAUCAUUCCAUAUGAAAAUGCAAAAAUAUUUAAGUCAUGUACAUAUAAUAUUAAUGAUAACUCAUUAUUUUUAUCCUAUGCUACAUGGGGUGGAGAAAUUGAACGAUGGAAACAACAACCUAAUUGGAAAUUAGUUAAUCAAUACAUGCCAACACAAACAACAAUGACUGAGUAUGAAUAUAUUAGCAAUAUUAAAAUGAACAAUAAUCAAUUAUUGGCAAUGACGAUAUAUAAUUCUGUUAUCGAUCAAUGGCAUUUGGAAAUUCGUGCAAUUGAAACUUUAAAUAAAUUGAAAACAAUAUUAUUACCUAGAAGUGAUUUUGAUUAUUGUUUAUCAUUGAUGAAUUAUGAUCGAUGGUUAAUAUACAAUAAAUAUUCAAAUGAUUUUUUGUUAGUGGAUCAAUAUGGAAAAAAACAAACUGGAAACUAUGGACAACCGAUAAAAAAUAUUGCACUAUUCAGAUACAAUAAUUUAAUUGUGCGCACAAUGGAGAAACUGCGUAUAAUUAUAAUAGCAGAUGAAGAAUAG